This is a messenger RNA of Plasmodium yoelii, 783 nucleotides long. Its product is annotated as fam-a protein. The record is from RefSeq and is a predicted model, not a curated record. NCBI's taxonomy places the organism in Eukaryota, Apicomplexa, Aconoidasida, Haemosporida, Plasmodiidae. Bases 1 to 783 code for a protein of 260 amino acids. The transcript is spliced from 6 exons.
AUGAAUAAGAAAACCCUUGCAACUGAGCUUGUUCCAAAAAAAGAUACAAAACACAAAUUAAAAAUACAUAUACCAUUCAAAUUAAAAAAAAUUUAUACUACCAAUGAUAAUUCAGAAGAAAUAUAUGAAAAAAACAAGCACCUAUUAUAUACCAAUCCCGAAGAAACUAUAAAUGCAGAAAAACUUAUGAAAGAAGCUGUAACGCAUUUAGAACAGCAUGCUAAAAGUAAAGAUGGUUAUAAAUUAUAUGGUAGAUAUUUUCCUUACCAGAUGUAUUUUUAUAAAAAAAAACAUCAAGACCAUACAGAUGUUGAAAAAAUUCAAUAUAUAAUUGAUAAUCAAAAAAAGUAUAAUGCAUUAAUAAACAGGUUUUGGGAUCCAGAUUGUGACAAUUUUUUAUAUAAAGGCUUGGUUAAAAGAAAAAUUGCCCGUGUGUACAGUCCCAAUUUAGUAAUGAUACAGCAACGUUCCAAAAAAUGGCCAUGGUCUCAUGAGAAAUAUUUUUAUGCUUUAGUUGCAAAAUUUAAAAUAUCAGAAACCAAAACUAUAAUUGUCAUGACUUCAGCAAAUAUAAAUGAUCACAACAGUAAAAAUGAGAAAUCCUUUCAAAAUACAAUAAUAGAAAAUGCAAAUUUAUUCAAAACUGACAUUGAUUCUGAAGAUGAUAUUAGAAAUGGAGAAUUACAAAAAAUGUUUGUUAACUUAAAUGGAUACAUUAUUGAAAAAAAAAAAAAACAUAUUUAUAUAUCCUAUGUCGACUCUAAUGAACAUGGUUCCAUUUAA